Messenger RNA from Mytilus californianus (California mussel), 2570 nucleotides. Its product is annotated as scavenger receptor cysteine-rich domain superfamily protein-like. Lineage: Eukaryota; Metazoa; Mollusca; Bivalvia; Mytilida; Mytilidae. The transcript is spliced from 14 exons. Gene Ontology annotation, cellular component: membrane. The record is from RefSeq and is a predicted model, not a curated record. The coding region runs from base 1199 to 2464 and encodes 421 amino acids.
UAUCCCAAAUGUAACUGGAUUAGAGUUCAUAUCACCUUAUUUCAGUAAUUAUGGAACCGGGGAAAACAGUAAAAUAAUUCUUAGAUGUAAAGUCAAGACUUAUGCAGAACCUUAUUUCGAGUGGAUGAGAAUCGAUAAUACAACAUCUGCAAAAAUCAAAAUAAAUGACACCGAUGAUGGACGAUAUUUGAUCCACACAAAGAAAGUGGGAGGUAGACGAUACAUAAGUAAACUUGUUAUACGAAAUACGAUAGCAUCAGACUCAGGAACUAUUAGUUGCAGUGUCAGAAGACUAACUACUAUCAUAGAAAGACAAUUCAAAGUUCAAAUUCAUGAAUCAGGAUUGAACCCGACAAGAAUAGAGUCAUAUACACACGUAGGAGAGGGAGUAGUGGAAAUUCUCCAACGAAACAAAUGGAAUCGUUUUACUUGCUGGGGCUUCACUGCAGUAGAGGCAUCUGUUGUGUGCCAUUCACUUGGAUAUCCACAUGGAGGAGAAGCACGCACUCAAUCUGAUGAAAACCGUGUUUUUUAUCUACAUUAUAAGAAAAGAAGAAAUAAAAAAAGAAUGUGUAUAUUUGGAAUCCACUGUUUGCUAAAGGAUACAGAUAUCAGCCAGUGUUACAAGCAAAAGAAUGAUGAAUGUGAUAUUGACCUUGUGGUUGGAGUCACUUGCAGGUUACAACCUUUGGAAGUUCCAGAUGUGCCUGUUCGUUUGGUGAUACCAGGUUUCGAGGUCCAGAAUUCAAGAGAAGGUGUUGUUGAAGUUUUCUUGAAUGGUGUCUGGGGCUUUGUAUGCCAUGACGGAAUCGGACAGUUCGAAGUUGAUGCUCUUUGCCAAACCCUUGGGUUUAGGAAUGGUGGUAUUAGUUAUCAAAGACAAGCUAUUUACAAAUUUACAUUGUUUGACUUAUCACGAGCAGUUUUGCAAAACUUGUCGUGCCCAGAGAACGCCUCAAAUUAUAAUGAAUGUAGUCAUCUGGAGUGGGGAGAAGGCUGCAGAUCCUGUCAAUGUGAUAGUUAGGGUACUAAUUUGGUCAUUAGAUGUUGGACAAAGGCUGAAAUAAAUAAGUCAGGAUCAGGAGUACGUGUCCGUUUAGCAGCAUCGAACAUAGAACACGAAGGACGAGUCGAAAUAUUACAUAACAACAUUUGGGGAACUGUGACAAAACGGUGGCUUGGCUACCCGGGAGCAAAUAUGAUUUGCAAAAUGAUAGGAUAUAAGUAUGGAGGAGUGCCGAUAUUUGAUGCAAUACCGCACACGCCAGGGCCAGUGUGGAUAAAUUACAUACAGUGCCCACUAGAUGCAAAUGAUUUACUAGACUGCUACUUUGUAUGGAGAAAUCAGGAUAGAGUAGUUAUGGAUGGGGAUAUUAGUGUGAAGUGUAGGACAGAACCCGUUGAAGUCCCAGAUGUAAAGUUCAGACUCAUAGGACCUAGAAGUGACACCGGUAAAGGCAGACUGGAGUACUUUAGAGAUGGAUACUGGGGCUCUGUGUGUAGUUUUUAUAUGGGAACCUCUGAGGCAUCGUUGUUUUGUCACAUUCUAUGGUUUACUUAUGGUGGUCAUAUUUUGAUAAACAAAACGAAUUAUGGAAGGUCAGAUUUAGGACCAGUAUUAUUAGGCGGUAUAGAAUGCCCUUGGAAUUCAGAAGACCUGGACCAGUGUUCCGAACGUAUGUGGGCUUUCGAAGAUUUUAGAAAUGUCUGUUCUUUUCUUCACCAAUAUGAUGUAGAGUUAAAGUGUAGAUCAGACCCAUUCCCAGAUUAUGAAAUACAGUUAUUUGGAGGAAAUUCAAACAAUGAAGGACAGCUUCUUUUAAAAUAUCAUGACAAAUGGUCUACAGUAUACUACGAUCAUGGUUUUUCAGCAACAAAUGUAGCUGUUGUCUGCAAACAGUUGGGAUACAGACAUGGCGGAGAAAUGCACACUAAGCAAUCCGUGUAUGAAAAUAGUCGACGAAAGUGGUUAAUACUGGAAUGUAAUGGGAAAGAACAAAAUGUGGGACAUUGUAACACAGUGAGAGAAGAAGAUUAUCAUUAUAGUGAAAAUGCAGUAUUCAUAAAAUGCUAUGAAACCAGCGAUACCGAACUCCAAAUGACGGUCUCUUUAGAAAAUGAUGGAAAAGUUAUUGUCCAUCGACAGGGAGAAACUUGUAAAAUAUGCGCCUACGAUUGGGAAUGGGAUGAUGUAGGCGCUACCACUGUCUGUCGUAUGCUAAAUAAUAGUUUCAGCAAUGGAACUGCAACACACUUGCCAUAUGAAUUGUCUUCUCAAAAUGAUCCAGAAAUGGAGAAUAGUAUACAACUACUUUACUGUCCAAGAGGAGUUUCACAUCUAGGAGAUUGUUUCUACGGGCGUGAUCCCGACACCAGGGCUAGGUGGUUAGGUCCAUGGGGACCAGGUGAUUGCGCUAAUGACAAAUACGAAGUACUUCGUGCAGGUGUUAGAUGCAACAUUUGAAAUUUGAAAAAUAAGUUCAAUAAAAUAGAAAUAAUGUACAUCUUAACAAGAGGUAGAACAUGAAUCUAAAAUGUACCGUUAAAACAUCUUAUAUAAUUUUUAUGCA